Anastrepha obliqua is the source of this 1519-nucleotide messenger RNA. Its product is annotated as caspase-1-like. The record is from RefSeq and is a predicted model, not a curated record. Gene Ontology annotation, biological process: apoptotic process; proteolysis. Bases 495 to 1496 code for a protein of 333 amino acids. The transcript has 3 exons. Gene Ontology annotation, cellular component: cytoplasm. Lineage: Eukaryota; Metazoa; Arthropoda; Insecta; Diptera; Tephritidae.
CGCCAAUCAGUUUUUUGCUUCUAUCUAGCAAACAAGUGUAGUAUUGUUUUUAUAGUUCGGUUAGUUUUUUGAUGCAGUUGAGUAUUUUACUAGUUGUUUUUAUUUGUUGCUUAGAAUAUUAGUAGUACUGACUAAACGUACUGACCUCCGAUUGAAUUAUUGCGGAGUAUUAGCUACAUACGAAACUGCCCGAAAAGUGGUCUAUCCAUUUUGGGUAGAGAAUUGUGCUAUGAAACUAAUUUUCAAUCGAAUAUGAAUUAAAUUUAAUGCCGACAACGAAGCAACAGCUGCCGCGCAUUUAAAUUCGAGAAAACGAUAAGCAAUCCUGGGUGGUUGUUUAGUGCAAUUCAUAGAUUUUAGUUUUAACAGAAGCAGCAGCAAACUACGCAGGUUUCUCUAAUUGUUAUAUGAGAGGAGGCGUGGUGAGCAGCGCUGAAAAGACUGAGUAAAAGGAAAAACCUGCAGUUGUAGCAACGAAACGACGAAAUAACGUGAUGACGGACGAGUGCAUUGCCAUAAAGUAUGAAUACAUGGGUAGAAAGGACAAAAGUGGCGUGUUAAUGCCGAAUUGUGAUAAGUUAGAUGCACAACCGACGGGACGAGAGAAAUGCACUGGUAAUGAAAACAAUGCGGUUGGACCCAAUGCGUCGUUCACAAACAAAAGCAAUAAUGGAAGUAUUGAGGACGCUGGUGCAGACUUUAACAAAUAUAUGGCAUAUAUGCCAACUGAACGUCAUGCGAGUGAAUACAACAUGAAUCAUAAAAAUCGCGGACUUGCCUUAAUUUUCAACCAUGAGCAUUUCGAUAUACCCUCAUUAAAACCGCGACAAGGUACCAACGUGGACUGUGACAACUUGAGUGCUGCUCUGAAAAAAUUGCACUUCCAGGUGAACACUUAUAAGGACUGCAAACUCAGAGACAUUCUCAAAUAUGUUGAUAAAGCUGCCUCUCAAGAUCAUACCCACAACGACUGCAUUGCCGUGGCUAUACUGUCGCAUGGUGAACACGGCUACCUCUACGCGAAGGAUGUGCAAUACAAAUUGGAUACUAUUUGGCACUAUUUUACUGCACAUACUUGCCCUACUUUGGCUGGUAAACCAAAAUUAUUUUUCAUUCAAGCCUGUCAGGGUGAUCAUUUUGAUCCCGGGGUACAUAUGCGUAAGACUGAAACAGAUGGUGAAACAUCGAUGAGCUAUAAAAUUCCAGUUCAUGCCGAUUUUUUAAUUGCCUAUUCAACCAUACCGGGCUUCUAUUCAUGGCGCAACACCACUAAUGGUUCGUGGUUUAUGCAGUCACUAGUGGAAGAGCUAAAUGAAAAUGGCAAAAAGCAUGACAUUUUAACAUUACUAACAUUCGUUAAUCAGCGUGUUGCAGUCGAUUUCGAGUCUUGUGUGCCAGAUUGUCCCAUAAUGCAUCAGCAAAAACAAAUUCCAUGUGUUACAUCAAUGUUAACUCGUAUAUUGCGCUUCACUGACAAACCUUCUAAAGGUGCUUAAGUCAUAACACAACUAUUUGAUGA